This is a messenger RNA of Cyclocybe aegerita, 1107 nucleotides long. The record is from the annotation of a GenBank genome assembly. NCBI's taxonomy places the organism in Eukaryota, Fungi, Basidiomycota, Agaricomycetes, Agaricales, Hemipholiotaceae.
AUGCCUCGCACGUCCAAGAAUUACUCGAUAUUUCUCCCACCAAGCCUCUCGAUGACAGAACUUGUCAAAACGACCCUUGAUCACGACUCAACUGAUAUGCUCAUUGACCGAUGGCUGGAACACCGCAACAAUGGGCAUGAUCCCUACUAUGAGUGGUUCAGAGACACACGAGAGCGCAAGCACGGCCACUUGACCAAGCAGACUGUAGCUUGGAAUAAAGGGGGAUUCGUGCCGGAGAACGUCUUCUGCCGUACAGUCGACACUGGUCGCUUGAUACCUCUCGAUCGGACAUGGACCACUCAUGUCUAUCACCACCACACAAUGCAAGAUCGCAAACUUCCCAUGAUGCCUGUAGUAUUUACCAUGCUCCCAGAACUCAUGCUGCUACGCGGCAUGCACGACACAGGCUGCGAUGAAAUUUACAUCAUCGUGACCGAUCUCAAGAGGCAAGAAAUGGACGAUGUGGCAGAAUAUUUUAAACUUGCCAGUCGGUAUUGUUUUGGGAGGCCUUGUAAGCCUAGUAUCGAGGAGCGGAUACAACGUGAACACAUGCGCCUCAGCCAUACCCUCCUACGUCAAAGACGCACCCCCUGUUUCCCUCAGAUUGACCUCACCUUACGAGCAAUCCUCUACGAGAAGCGUCCUCGAUUCCUUGUCCUCUUCUCCCACCACACGACCUCCUACUCUCAAAUAUUUUUCACAGACCCGUCUUAUAUACCCGAUGAGGACAUCUUCUACGAUUAUCCCACAGGCUGCCCGAACCCAUGCUGCACAGAUGACUGCGAGAUCAUUCGCUUCCCCAGAAGAGGCAUCGAGAGCGCGGCUAUCCUCCAGAUUAAAACAAAAGAGCGACGGAAGCGCGUACGUACGAAAGACAUGUGCAACUGGAUCGAUUGCGACGUUGCUUUUGGAGAAACCUCGAGGCGUAGGAUGAGCACGAGCGUAGGAAGUUCCGAGGGAUCAGAGACGAGUGGUGACUCAUCCCUUCAGGAGGCACCGACGAUAUCAGGCCAUCUAUGCAGCAAGUGCAAACUCGUCAGAUACUGUUCCCCCGAACACCAGAGAAAGGACUGGGAGGAGCAUCGGCGAGUAUGCGUGAAACGCUGA